AUGGCGAGAAGUGUGCGAUCAUGUCAGCUUCAAAGGCUGACGUCGGGCUCAAUCUUCCAAGCGUCAUCAUUCGCGCAAUCAACACGCUGUUUUUCCGUCCUCAAUCGCCCUCCGCCGAAUUAUGAGGGUCACAUACCAUUGACGCGUACGGAAAGGUUAGGGCUGGCAAUCGGCUCGGGUCUUGGAAGUUUCCUGGACCCGCGAAGAGGAGACCUCAUUGCAUCCUUUGGCGAAGCCACCGCGCAACCCUACUUCAUCUACAAGCUCCGUGAUCGCAUGCUUCUCAAUCCAACGGGCCGACGAAUACUACGCGACCGACCACGCUUAACGUCUACCUCACUCGAUAUUCCACGCCUCCGCAAACUCCCCCCGAACACAUUGGGCUAUGCAUACGCGGCAUGGCUUGACCGCGAGGGCGUCUCGCCAGACACACGAGCGCCAGUACAGUACAUAGACGACGAGGAGUGUGCAUAUGUCAUGCAGCGAUAUCGCGAAUGCCACGACUUCUACCAUGCCUUGGUCGGACUACCCGUCUUUCGUGAAGGCGAGGUCGCUCUCAAGGCAUUCGAAUUCGCCAAUACCGGCCUGCCCAUGACUGGCUUGGCUGUGUUUAGCGCUUUCACCCUGAAGAAGGCUGAAUGGAGGCGUUUCUGGGACGUCUAUGGGCCGUGGGCUACACGCAACGGCGCACAAAGUGACGAUGUAAUCAACAUCUACUGGGAGGAAGAGCUGGAGACGGAUAUCGACGCGCUAAGAGCUAGAUUCAGCAUUGAGAAGCCGCCGGAUCUGCGAGCUAUGCGCAAGGCGGAACGUGAAGCGCGCAAGAAAGAAAAGGAGGCUAAAGAGACCAUGGCACGGGCUGCCGUAUGA
Molecule: messenger RNA, 870 nt
Organism: Alternaria ethzedia
Lineage: Eukaryota; Fungi; Ascomycota; Dothideomycetes; Pleosporales; Pleosporaceae
Gene: COQ4
Product: Ubiquinone biosynthesis protein
Exons: 2
Coding region: 1-870 (289 amino acids)
Biological process (GO): ubiquinone biosynthetic process
Cellular component (GO): mitochondrial inner membrane; mitochondrion
Source: RefSeq, a predicted model, not a curated record